CUCAUCAGUGACAUCUUCAUUAUUAACCGAGCCUUCUUUAAUAGGUUAGUGAUUGGAUGGCUUUUUUUCUAGAAUGUAUUUAGAAUAUGUUUUAUCUCAGCGACCGUUCGAUUUAUUAUGAGAUACAUGUUCACUUAAAGGGACAGGUUCACGGUUCUGCGCAUGAUCAUUUAUCAAAAUGCUGUUUUUUUUCCGGGUCAUGCUGUAUGGUCUAUGCACGCAAUAUGAUCAUGUUAUAAUGUUGUCAAAGAAUCAAUAUGCACACUCCCUGGCAGUCAUUUGCACUUGAUCAACUUAAAUAUUUGAAAAUAGCUUUAAACUAAUCAACCAUGGAAUAAAACCUUCCGGUCAACAAUAAAUUCAACGUUGGUAUUGUUGGCAUUUUAUCUGCGAUUUUAGUACUCCUCCAUCCUACUUCAGGUUACUCUGAAAUACACUUCUACUUUGAAAUACACCCUGAGAUCGCUGAGAUACAUGUGCGUGGGAUUAUUAACCGAUAGAAUUAAUAAUAAAUUAGAAAAAAAGUUAUUUAAUUAAUAAGCAUGCGCUUAACUGUGAACCUGUCCUUUUAUACAUCUAAUGUGCUGAUAGAUAGUACUUGCUGCUGAUUGCACAAAAUGGAGUACACACAAUCUCAAAUAUGCGCCAAAGACUAUGCUACACAAAAUUCCUUUUUAUGUUGUCAUAGAGGAUUGGCAAGAACUGAGGUGCUAAUUCGUAUUCCUGAAUUUAUCCUAAAGAACUGGGAAUAAAUCUGAAGUAGACUAAAAAUCCCUGCAGGAUUUCAAAUAAAUUUCACUUUUAGCACACUUUGUGUAUAAGUGUUCAUAGGCUUUUCAAAACAACUAUUUAGGUAACUCAAUUAGCAGAAUUAGGUUAAAUUUCGCAACUUUCGCUUUCAAAACAAGGCUUGGUGGUGAAAUUUGCUCGUCUAACGUAAAUAUGCAUAGGGCUCAGUAUUCUGGGACAGUCAGGUAUUGGAGAGGAGAAAAAAAACAAUGAGAAAAUACGGGACAUAAAUUUUCAAGCAACUGGUGUCAGUGAUAUUUCCGUGAAUAUUUUAACGAAGGAAGUAAUCAACUGUCCUAUUUAAAAUGUCAUAAACAGAUCCAUCAUUAUCGAAAGCUACAGUGACACCAACAGCAGCAGUUUCCACAGCUUUACCAGCUUCAACAACCCAGCCUUCUCCACCGGGUGGGUAAUUUUGUCACUACAGGAGCCCAUCAAAUGGAGCCUCCAUCUCCCAUACAAGCCCUUGGAGUCAACCCUUUCCCGAGUAGAUUUAUAAUUAGAACGGUUCCCAGGGGAGACUUCGCGCGCCGACGGUGGGAAGAGCCAACCACAACCACGAAAUGACACUGCUGUUGUACUUAAUCAAACAGCAGGAAAUCCGGUGCUGACAGGCCAAACACAAUCAUGAGCUAGUGAAACGUGACUUUAUAAUAAGCGUUUUCAUCCCUCAGAGAUUUUCCUUUUUUUCUUUCUAGCGGGUAGAUUAUACUGUGGAAAGUUUUACACUCUGACUAUGUUAAUCUUACUUUUGGUCAAAUUUCUAGGUUUUUUUUUCGGAACUGCGUUUAUCUGAAUAAAUACUUGUAGUCCUUGUGGUUGUUUUGUCCGUCAGCUAGUGUGACGAUUCCCUGCUAUGUUUUGUGACGCCGGGCCCAGCCAUUGUUUUCUCGCAAAAAAGUGAUCUACAGAUGCGAAUUCGAAGGAAGGAAUUGAGCCUAAACUUCUACAUUAACUGCUGAAAAUUGUCCUGUUAGUCAGUCAUAAUUCUUUUGGUGCAGAUACAAUCCAUUUUGUUUUUCUUGAGAUAAGUGGGUCUUUGGACUGGAGCGCGAUGUCACAAAUUCCUCCGUUAGCAAAUUACGGUUGAGUUAACUUCACGGUCGAGCAACUGUUGUCUUCUGUUCAAAUUUUCAAGCGCUUGUUUUAUCAGGCAACUCUCAUGGUGAUACAAGUCAGUUGUAAAGGAAGACUGCAAUUUCUGAAAUUUCGGAACUGAAGCAUUCCUCGUUACUUGCUACUUAGGUCAUCGCUUUUGCACGCGGUGCUUAACUGGCGAAAUCCACUCCUCGGUGAUGACAAAAAUCAUAUGAUCCUGGCACUUUUUCGUCGCUGGUCAUCGAAAAGUUUCAAGUCGUCCACAGAACGUUUAAUCGUCGACUCUUUUCAAGGUGCAUGCUUAAAUGUGGGAUGUAUGACGGCAAAAAAAAAAACACUCCCAAAGAUAACCUUUCCGUGAUCCUCAGUUCGCUGCCUUUGUCCCAUCGCUUCAUGCUCAGUCUCAGUCGGGUAAUUCAUUAACUUUUAUUUCAUGAUACCCAGAUCCCAGCGGCUGUAAAAUUGUAAAAACGGACGUAAAGGAAUAAAGGAAAACGGUCGAAAGACGGGCUUCUGAGUUCGACUUCAUCCAAUUUUAUUUUUUCACGGUGACAUACGAGACUCACGGAAAUAUGACACUUUUCGCGGGAAACUAGCCGUUCUAUUUAUAAAUCUACUCGGGAAAGGGUUGACUCAAGAAAUUAAUGGAGAUGGAGGCUCCAUUUGAUGGGCUCCUGGUCACUAUUAUUACCUUGAAAAUUUUAACGGAGGAGGUAAUCAGCUGUUCUAUUUAAUUUGUCAUGACAGAUCCAUUAUUAUCGAAAGCUACAGUGACACCAACAACAGCAGUUUCUACGACUCCACCAGCUUCAACAACCCAACCUUCUCCACCGGGUGGGUAAUUUUCUUUGCCUUUGCUUCGACUUGCCCUGAUUAACUAGGGUUAGGUGGACCAGGAGUCAAUUAAAUAACACUUUUACGAGUGUAAUUUACAAGUGUAGCUAUUGUUUUCAGACUCCAAAAUUACAUAAUUUACACUAAUUAAAUAAAUUACACUUGUAAAAGUUUUAUUAAAUUGAUCCCAGAAUGAGUCCAUUGACACCAGAGAGAACUUCUGUCGACAAAUUCCAAGGAAAAGUUGGGAAACACACUUAUACGCUGAGCACGAAAAUUUUCUUUACCAAGCUUGGUGAUAACCCACCGGGGCUUGUACUUGGAAUUUGCCUUUGAAUACAAAGUAAAACAAAGCAAAAAUGAUAAAUUUCUUUCCCACUACAAGCUAGCCUAAUCGAUUUUUGAAACGCAAAUUUCCCUCCUUACAUAAGCCCCUCCGAAUAUAAGCCCCUCCAAAAAUAAGCACCUCAAAAAGGGCCUUUGAAAAAUAUAAGGCCCGGGGCUUAUUUUCGGAAUUUUACGGUAUCUCACCCGUGUUGUGAAAAAGAUUUAAGACGGUCCAUUUUCGUUUUUUCUGGCUGAAUGUCAAAAUACAAUUUGUUGAUGCUUCAAUCUGAACACCGGCCGACUUGAAAGCUUUUUAUUAAACUAAAAUUGAAAACCAUUAUUUUGUCCAGGAAUGUGGUUAACAUCGAUAAUAAAAUUUCUCACGGCAAGGCAAGUUACCAACAGCGCGCUGAAAUUAUAUCGAUAUUUAAGCCAGAAAAAGAUUGCUAUAGAGAAUUUUUCUGCUCAAAUUCAUUUUCGUUACAUUUGGGAAGGAUUAAGAUGUCUCUUUCCAAAUUUCUCUUUCUGAAUGGAAGAGUAAUUUGAAUUCCGGAAAAAUGUGGAUUAAAAUUUCACUCGCUUAUCCUAUGAACAUAAUUUCGUGCACAAACGUACGACUCACCGAGGCCACCUGCUUGCGAUGUCUGUUUAUCGGGAAAAAAGAGCGAAAGAAACCAGCUUUUGUAGACAAAAAAUCGAUCAAAAAAGACACUGAAUGGAAACUUUGACGUCUCGAAAAGAUUUUUGCGAUGUAUUUUUGUGGAAACAAGCACCUUCAAGAAAUGAGUUUGAGUUUGUUUUCUUUUCAAUUUAGUAAGGGUGGCCUUUAGCUUUUGAGUUAUCUUUUCUGGAGAAAUUGACGACCUUACGAUUAGUAACUACAAAGCCUGCCAAACAUAGUAAUUAAUCGUAAAUUUCACGAUCAUUAACUACAAAGCCUGUCAAACGCAGUUAUUAAUGUCACAGUUUUUCAAUGACCAUGAAAUUCAGAAUCCGGGUAGUUAGUAAAUCAAUUGUGGCCCUGAAAAAGUUUGAAGGAAAAAAAGAAAACUACGAUUUUUUAAGGAAAUGCUUUUUUCGUGAGGACUCUUUAACGCUGACAAACGUCAACAAAUAGCUAAAACUUUAAUUUCUAUAUGUUUGCAUUGCUCGAAAUCGCGUGCAUUUACAAGGCCCUAAAGCUUUUUGCUGACUUGCAAGGACCCAUCUGUUAUAAAGAUCCCCAAAAUAAAGGGAUAAAUCUCAUAGUUUAUUAGAUAUAAUCGUGUAAAGUUUGCUUAGCAUUUUCACAUAAAUUAUGACCAAAAAAUGGAAACUGCUGAAUUGCUCGCAUUGGGUCUGUGCGAUUUUGGUGAAACUCUGUUCAACGCAAGGAACUAAUGCACACUAUACGUAGCCGAGAGAUUUUCACGAAAAAAUGCCAGCAACAGCAGAAUUUCGACUCAGACCCCAAACAGGGGCGGAUCCAGGAUUUUUUUCAGGAGGGGGUGCACUCGUCUCUUGCUCUACUUCAACACCAAUAAACCACAUAGUUUUUUUUCAUCUCGGGGGAUGGGGGGCGGGGGGGUUGCGAACCCACUGCCAAAGAGGCGUAGCACUAUAACCACGUGACAUUUACUCCAAUCGCCAGAAAUUUUAUGCUAUAUUGUAGAUUGAUCCAUAUGUUAUCCAUCCUACAUGUUAGACUUACGAUAAAAGUAAAGGUGGAGAUACCAGCGAGCUUCAAAGUAACUGGGUCGAGUCAGUUUAAUAAGUACAAAGCCCGUCUUUUGCACUUAUUAACCUGGUAAAUUUCACUACAAAAAAAUAAAAACACUACAAAAAAAAUAGCGACACUUGUUUCAAUAGAUGAAAAUCGAAAUCAAUAAAAAUCGUUAGUAAUCAAGUGAUUUCCAUCGACUGAUAACGGAAACGGCAAAAAUAUAUCCGGAGAAAUCUUUGAAUGAAUUUCAGACAUCCCUUCGACUCGAGGGGAUGUCUGAAAUUCAGGCUAGGAAAUGUUUACUAAGGUUGUAUUCGUCGUAAUACUGCCUGCGAGAACUGAAUGGGAUUAUAUAAAAAACUGAACCGUUGUUGUUAUCAUGUACAAAACGAAGAGUUUUAGAUAGAAACUUGUUUGUGUAAUAGUUUCCACAUUUCUCAUUUUCAUGUUUUUUGAUCUGUUAUUCCUCGUGGAUCUGAUUUCUCAGCUGUACUAUCUAACUCAUGGCAGAGGACAACAAUAGCGGACUCCCGUUAUCGUUAAAAUAAUGAAAAAUCGAUAAUAUCGAUUUGACACAACAAUUUAGUUCACCGAUUUCCCUUCGAUAAAAAUCACUUGAUUGCUACCGAUUUUUAUCGAUAACGAUUGUUAUCGAUUGACCACCCCGGGUUCUAGGACAUUUACGUCAAUUUAAUAGGCUUUAUCAUAAUAUAUUUUUUCUUCACGCAGCUUGUGAACCCGAAUGGAUUGGCCGCGGGAAGUCGUGUUAUAAAUCCUUUACGUCACCUAAAUUGAGUUGGGAAAACGCCAGCAACGAAUGCAAAAAUAAAUGGUAUGCCAGGUUGGUAAAGAUAGAAUCUCCUGAAGAAAAUGAUUUUAUUAGAAGAGAAUUGUUGGCAGAGAGACCUACAGCCUACUGGAUUGGACUAUUUAAAUUCGGGACAGGUUUCUGGCAAUGGAGUGACGGAACUCAGCUAAAUGGGUAUGAAAACUGGAGAGAUGGCAAGCCGAAUGCUCAGAACUUGAAUUGCGGGCAAAUAAGAAAAGGGACAUUUGAGUCUGGAAACUAUUAUGACGGGCAUUGGCGCGAUGGAAAGUGCCAAAACAAAAAGAGGUACAUUUGUAAAAAGGCCGUAAGUUAUCCUUCAAUAACGAUUUAUAAGGACUAAAAUUGACGCCUUUAAGUAGCACUAGUGUUACCAAAUGUUGUGAAGUAUUCAGUUGGUCAGUUUUAACUGUUUUGAG
Molecule: messenger RNA, 5995 nt
Organism: Porites lobata
Lineage: Eukaryota; Metazoa; Cnidaria; Anthozoa; Scleractinia; Poritidae
Source: the annotation of a GenBank genome assembly